AUGGCACGGAUUGAUCAACUUUACGAAGCUAUUGAGCAGAACAAGCACAAUAACGCACACACCGACGACUCCACUCUCGUUAUCACCAAACCUCGACCGACCUACAUCGUCCCCACACAAUCACUCCUCGCUAUCUACCCUGUCAUUGCCCUUCAGAAGGACUUUUUCAAAGCCAAGCUCGACCCUGCUGAGAAACUCAUCGACAUGUCCGACUUUCACUUCGUGGAGGGAAUGGACUACGACGCCCAUCCACUUCUGGACGUUCAACAAAAGGGACUCCAACUCAAUGAAGACAACAGUUUCGCAGAGAAGGAAUUGGCCAGGAUUCAGACCAGACUGGCCCAUCUCACGCGCCCUUUGGACACCCUCGCUCUCAUGGCAGCCAAGGACGACACUGAGAAUAUAUGGAAGGACCGAGCAGUUGCACUCGCCAGCACGAUCCGAUACCUGGCAGGCGACAUCGCAGCUCAAGCAAACGAGUCUCGACAAAACAUCCUCUACCGACAAAUGAACAGGUGA
Messenger RNA from Linnemannia hyalina, 519 nucleotides. The record is from the annotation of a GenBank genome assembly. Lineage: Eukaryota; Fungi; Mortierellomycota; Mortierellomycetes; Mortierellales; Mortierellaceae.